This is a messenger RNA of Neurospora hispaniola, 2129 nucleotides long. RefSeq names its product UPF0052-domain-containing protein. Lineage: Eukaryota; Fungi; Ascomycota; Sordariomycetes; Sordariales; Sordariaceae. Gene Ontology annotation, molecular function: LPPG:FO 2-phospho-L-lactate transferase activity. Bases 129 to 1907 code for a protein of 592 amino acids. The record is from RefSeq and is a predicted model, not a curated record. The transcript is spliced from 4 exons.
UCGGUCAGAAGAGCUCCAUCACCGAUUCGGUUACUGCGUCAUAGCAUCGACGGCGACAACAAGACAAGCACUCACCAACACAAAACGUCAACAUACAACAGAAAAACCCUCGCUCAGGCACGUUCAAGAUGAGCGAUAAAAGGACAGGCAUCACCGUUUUCUCUGGAGGCACCGCGGCGAACAGUCUUGUUGAUGUGUUCAACGGGAUCAUUGAAAAGAAGAAUUGUCAACUCAACUACAUCAUCCCAAUCAGUGACAAUGGUGGAAGUUCGUCCGAGUUGAUUAGAUUCAUUGGAGGGCCAAGUGUUGGUGAUAUUAGGAGCCGUCUCGUCCGCCUGAUCCCAAACCCCUCCAAUAACCAAGAAAAAGCCGCCCUCAAAGCGCUCUUCGAGUACCGUCUCCCCGGUGAUCCAUCAAAAGCCCGCAUAGAAUGGCUCGACAUCGUCGAAGCCCGCCACCUCCUCUGGGCCUACAUCUCUUCUCCCAAACGAGAACUCAUCCGGUCCAUCCUCAACACCUUGAACCUCGAGAUCGUCAAGCGAACCCGGCCAACGUCCACCUUCAACUUCGCCGAAGCCUCCAUCGGCAACAUGUUCCUGACCGGCGCCCGCAUCUUCUCCGGCUCCUUUGAGUCCGCCAUUUACCUCCUCUCCAUGAUCUGCUCCAUCCCGCCCAACGUCAGCGUCCUCCCCGCCAUCAACUCCAACUUCACCCACCACAUCUCCGCCGGCCUCGAAGACGGCACGACCAUCGCGGGGCAGGUAGCCAUCAGCCACCCGAGCGCACCCACCGCUUUACCAGACGACGUCAAGAUCUCGCUGGCUACACCCUCCUUCCCUCCCUUGUUGCACGGGGGACACGGCCACGGCGCUCCUCCCUCCUCGGCAAACCUUCAUCCCGCCGCCAUGGCCAUGGCUAUGCAUGACGGCGGCAUCAUCAAGCUUCCUCCUCAGCAUUUGACCGUCCCAUCUACUGCUGGAUCCUCCACCGCCGCCUCCGUAACCACGUCGUCCUUCUCAGCAACCACCACCCCAACCAAACCCACGUUCCCCUCUCUCCCAUCUCGCCCCGGCGCAAGAGCCCGCUCCCAAACCGAAACCGAAGACGCCUCCCUCCCUGGCUCUCUCCCCUCUCUUCGCACGCAAAACAUAUCUUUUAGCAAAUCCGAUUCGGACGAAGCCGACCAGUUGAGUGCACGGAUAGAAAGGGUGUGGUACAUCAACCCGUACGGGCACGAGAUCUGGCCGAACGCGAAUCCCAAGGUGAUUGAUGCGUUGGCGGGGACAACCAUGGUGGUGUACAGCAUUGGGAGCUUGUGGACGAGUAUUGUGCCUAGUCUGGUGUUGAGGGGGGUGGGGGAGGCUUUGGCAGGUGAGGACGAGGAGGAGGAUUUCGAUAACAAGGAGGGGGAGCAAGGGCAAGGGCAAGGGGAGAUGACGAUAGACAGGACGACAACAACAAAAAAGGUAUUGGUGCUAAAUGCGACGAUUGAUCGGGAGACAGGGCCAAAGAGUAAACCGAUGACGGCGACGGAUUUUGUCAGAGCGGUGGCCGAGGCUGGGGAACAAUCGCGGAGGAGUGAUCCGAGUUAUCAACCUCGUCCUCAUGCUCAUCCUCAUGGGAAGGAUGACAACAAGGAUUCUGCCGCGGGCUCGAAUAAUAACGAUCAACAAGCACAAGGGAGACUGCUAAGAAAAUACGUCACGCACCUGAUCUAUCUGGACGGACAAGAGGUAGGUGGACAGCUGGCGAGGACGGGAACAGCGCCACAGGUGGACGUGAAGGAGUUGGAAGGGUUGGGGAUCAAGUGUGUUAGGGUGGAGGGGAGAGUCCAGGAGGAUGGGAAGGAGGUUAGGUAUGAUGAGGGGGGGUUGGGGGAGGCUUUGGAGGGGAUUCUUGAUGAGUGAGUAGUCUCUAGUGAGAGAGAAAAUAUUCUGAAGAACGGGUGGUAGUGGUUGUAAAUGGUGAGUUGGGUAGUAAGUAAUGAUAAUAUUUUUCUUGCCCUCCAGUGAUGUUGGUGAGGCCUCGGAUGUUGAGGUUUGGUGGUUCCGUUCGGGGGUAAACUAGGAAGAAUGUGUGGAUGACGUGUUUUUUUUCCUUUUCUUUUUUUUUUUUUUUUUUUGGGCAGG